Dromiciops gliroides (monito del monte) is the source of this 2624-nucleotide messenger RNA. RefSeq names its product phosphoribosyl pyrophosphate amidotransferase (gene PPAT). The record is from RefSeq and is a predicted model, not a curated record. Lineage: Eukaryota; Metazoa; Chordata; Mammalia; Microbiotheria; Microbiotheriidae. The transcript is spliced from 11 exons. Gene Ontology annotation, biological process: purine nucleobase biosynthetic process; purine nucleotide biosynthetic process. Bases 867 to 2498 code for a protein of 543 amino acids. Gene Ontology annotation, molecular function: amidophosphoribosyltransferase activity.
UGCUGCGGUGGCUAACCGGACAGCAGGAACCUGGGGAGAAUAGAGGAGGUUAGGGAUAAAAAGCUGGUUGGCUGGCCCGAGGGGCGGGUUUAGGGGCAGCGGAAGCUCCUCCCCUGCCCCCACGCGCUCGCUCUCCCGCCAACCCGGACGAGAUAGCUCGGGCGAGAAAGAGACCCUCCCCGCUCCGCCCCGGACAGAUUAAGGAGACUGAAGGAUAGGCCGGGCUUCCCGCCGCGCAGGCGCAUUGGCGAGAAUCUGAGCCUCGGCCCCCAGGCGCCCACUCCCUUCCUCCCUGUGGUCCGUCCCCACGUAGUGUCGCUUUUCCGGAAAAGAAGAUUGGCAAGCCCCUCCUCUAGAGCCGCACGCGCGCACCCUCCCACUCCGCGAGCCCUGAGGUCCUAGGAAGUUCUAGUAUGGGCUUGUGCGCGUAGGGGCUGAAAGAGUAGAGGGCGGGGGCGUGCGCUGCAGCCUUUAGGCGAAAGUUAAUCAGCAGCUAUGCUCGCUGCUGGGCCACAUGAAAGGGCGGCGCGGUCUCUUGGGAGAGGAGUCGGGCUUGCCCCUCCCCCGCGUCCUUGGCUCCUCCCUCCUGCCCGUGUGAUCCUUCUCCCGCUUGUCUAGUGAAACAGCCGCCUCGGGCUCGGGUGGAGUUGGCGCGAGAGGGACCGGCUGGAGCUCGGGUGGGAGGGGGCCCGGGGGAGCCACGCGCCGCGGGCGAGCGAGAGCCACGUGCCACCGCAGCAGCGAAGGAAGCCCAGGAAGCGAGGGAAGCGCCCGAAGGCGAAGGAAGCGCGCCUGGCGGGAGGAGGGGCAGCGGGUUCACGCGGGGCCGCGGCCCCUUCCACGUCCACGUGCUUUUUGGCGGUGCUAUGGAUCUGGCUGAGAGCGGUAUCUUCGAGGAGUGCGGUGUGUUUGGCUGCAUUGCCUCGGGAGAGUGGCCCACGGAACUGGAUGUGCCCCAUGUGAUCACCUUGGGGCUCGUGGGACUUCAGCACCGGGGUCAGGAGAGUGCUGGGAUUGUGACAAGUGAUGGAUAUGGUUUAAUGCCAACAAUUCGAACCCAUAAGGGACUGGGUCUUAUAAACCAUAUAUUUACUGAAGAUAAUUUGAAGAAGCUAUAUGUUUCAAACCUUGGAAUUGGUCACACAAGGUACGCCACCACAGGAAGCUGCGAAUUAGAGAAUUGUCAGCCCUUUGUUGUUGAAACACUCCACGGGAAGAUUGCUGUGGCACAUAAUGGUGAAUUAAUAAACUCUGUCUAUCUGAGGAAAAAGCUUCUGCGUCAUGGUGUUGGACUGUCAACAGGUUCUGACAGUGAAAUGAUUACCCAGUUGCUUGCAUAUACACCUCCACAUGAAAGAGAUGACAGCCCUGACUGGGUAGCAAGGAUUAAAAAUUUAAUGAAGGAAGCCCCUACAUCAUACUCGUUACUUAUUAUGCACAGAGAUGUUAUUUAUGCAGUAAGAGAUCCUUAUGGAAACCGUCCCCUCUGUAUUGGACGUCUUAUUCCUGUAUCUGAUAUAAAUGGAAAAGGUAAAAUCCUUGGAUUAAAGAAAUUAUCUACAAUUGAAAAAGAAAUCCCGAAUGGUUACCUUGAAGUGCCAAAAGGAAGAAAUAAUUCUGAAACUGAGGGAUGGGUAGUAUCAUCUGAAUCCUGCAGUUUUUUAUCUAUUGGUGCAGUGUAUUAUCGUGAAGUUUUGCCAGGAGAAAUUGUGAAAAUAUCCAGACAGAAUGUUCAGACUCUUGAUACUGUACCACGGCCUGGAGGAGAUCCAGUGGCUUUCUGUAUCUUUGAAUAUGUUUAUUUUGCAAGACCGGAUAGUAUAUUUGAAGGUCAGAUGGUAUACACAGUUCGAUAUCGUUGUGGUCAGCAGCUGGCAAUUGAAGCCCCUGUGGAUGCAGACUUGGUUAGCACUGUUCCUGAAUCAGCCACACCAGCAGCACUUGGUUAUGCAGCAAAGUGUGGUCUUCCAUAUGUAGAAGUACUUUGUAAAAAUCGAUACGUAGGAAGAACCUUCAUUCAGCCAAAUAUGAGAUUAAGGCAGCUAGGUGUGGCAAAAAAAUUUGGAGUCCUUUCUGAUAAUUUUAAAGGAAAACGGAUUGUUCUAAUAGAUGAUUCCAUUGUAAGAGGCAAUACCAUUUCACCCAUAAUUAAGUUGCUCAAAGAAUCUGGAGCAAAAGAGGUUCACAUUCGAGUAGCUUCACCACCAAUAAGAUACCCAUGCUACAUGGGAAUAAAUAUUCCUACAAAAGAAGAGCUUAUUGCCAACAGACCUGAAUUUGAUGAUCUUGCAAAAUACAUAGGGGCUAACAGUGUUGUAUAUCUGUCUGUGGAAGGUUUAUUAUCAUCUGUACAAGAAGGGAUGAAAUUGAAGAAGCAGAAAAUAGAGAAGCAAGAAAAUAUAAUUCAAGAAAAUGGAAAUGGUCUGAAAUACUUUGAAAAGCAUGGGCAUUGUACAGCUUGUCUCACUGGAGACUACCCUGUAGAGUUGCAAUGGUGAAUGUGUUAUGGGGUAGUGGGUGGGAAGAGGGAGGUAUAUUUUAUAUGUAUGUAAAAUUGAACUUAAAAAAUCAAGAGUUAUGCCUUAUGAGUGACUGUUACUAAAAGUAGUCUUUAAAACGUCAAA